UCUCUCUCUCUCUCUCUCUCUCUCUCUCCAUCAAUCAAUCAAUCGAUGGGAAACCAGAGCAAACUUCCACAGCCUGCGACAAUCAAGAAGAUGAUCAAACGUUGCUCGAGCAUUGGCAAGAAACAGAACUGUACCGAAAUCGAACCGGUCGGCCCGCCAUUCGACGUCCCGAAGGGUCAUUUCGUGGUUUACGUUGGGCUAAACCGGGUCCGGUACGUCGUACCGGUUUCGUUCCUCGCCCGACCCGAAUUCCAGAAUCUUCUCCGACAAGCUGAGGAAGAAUUCGGUUUCGGACACGACAUGGGACUUCUCAUCCCUUGUGAAGAAGAAGAGUUCCAGAAUCUCUUAAACUCAACGUUCAGAUAAAAAUUCCCAAAAAAAAAAAAAUGGUUAUCAAUUCUCUAUUUCUGUAAUUCUAUAUUUUCUUUAGGAAACAUUGGUGUCGACAGGGGGAAAAAACCCA
Molecule: messenger RNA, 463 nt
Organism: Tarenaya hassleriana
Lineage: Eukaryota; Viridiplantae; Streptophyta; Magnoliopsida; Brassicales; Cleomaceae
Product: auxin-induced protein X15-like
Exons: 1
Biological process (GO): response to auxin
Source: RefSeq, a predicted model, not a curated record